Pterocles gutturalis (yellow-throated sandgrouse) is the source of this 2468-nucleotide messenger RNA. It is a transcript of the gene EIF4H, whose product is annotated as eukaryotic translation initiation factor 4H. The annotation marks the transcript as partial. The record is from RefSeq and is a predicted model, not a curated record. Gene Ontology annotation, molecular function: RNA binding. The transcript has 6 exons. Lineage: Eukaryota; Metazoa; Chordata; Aves; Pterocliformes; Pteroclidae.
GUCCCGUGGUGGUGGUCUUGGUUCCCGCAAACAGAAAGAGUUGCCAACAGAACCCCCUUUCACAGCGUAUGUGGGAAAUCUACCCUUCAACACCGUUCAAGGAGACAUAGAUGCCAUCUUCAAGGAUCUCAGUGUCAGGAGCGUACGACUAGUCAGAGACAAGGAAACAGACAAAUUUAAAGGAUUUUGUUAUGUAGAGUUCGAUGAGGUGGAGUCACUCAAAGAAGCUCUUACGUAUGAUGGUGCACUUUUGGGUGACCGAUCACUCCGAGUGGACAUAGCAGAAGGCAGAAAACAGGAUAAAGGUGGCUUUGGCUUCAGAAAAGGUGGCGGGGCUGAUGACAGAGGAAUGGGAGGAGGUCCCCGAGAAUCCAGAGGAGGUGGAUGGGAUUCAAGAGAUGACUUCAAUUCUGGAUUCAAAGAUGAUGACUUCUUGGGAGGUCGGGGUAGAGGAACCCGCCCUGGAGACCGGCGACCACCAGGUGCCUCAAUGGGAAGUGGUGGCACUGGUCGCUUCAGAGAUGGGCCUCCCCUUCGUGGAUCUUCCAUGGACUUCAGAGAGCCAACAGAAGAGGAAAGAGCACAGCGACCCCGACUUCAGCUCAAACCUCGAACAGUUGGUACCCCGCUCAAUCAAGUAGCCAACCCAAACUCUGCUAUCUUUGGUGGAGCCAAGCCCCGAGAGGAAGUAGUAAAAGCGCACGACUGAGUUUGGGGUUGAGAGGGAAUGGGGAGGCGGGAGAAAAAGCAAGACAGUACAGAGUAACUAGCUCUGCUGGAAUGUCAACCCUGCAGUUUACCAUUCCUGCCAUCUGGCAUUUGUCCUCUUUGAAACCGAAAAUACAGAGCUUGUGAAUGCAUGUCAGCUGUUAACAAGUGGUUUUUAGUACGUUCUUGGCUUUGCUGUAUCUAGUGCCUGCUUUGUGCUGAGUUUCCCUCUUCUGUUUCCUUCCAAGCAGCACAGUUGCCAGUAGUUAAGGCAAUGUAGCUGCUUCCACGAGUGUGGAGGUCUCUGGACAAAGGUGCUGCUUUGACUUCUUCCUUUCUGGGUUUGUUUUACUUUAGAAGCACAGGUUAGACUUAGUUAUUGCCCUGUAUUGUUUCCUUUUACUUCCUCAGUGCUCCUCUUCUGAUCUGCAUGUCUUGUUCUGUAUUGCUGUGGCUCUGAAGAGGAAAACUGGAGAGUCCAGAUGAGUUGAACAGAGAAAUUUACAGUUCUAACCAAGUAGUGAAAUACCAUUUAUGACAAUUGGCGUUAGUCACUGCAUACAUCAGAGCCCCGUCUAAAACUAAGGAGGAUAACUGCUUUUUCACACAGGUUACCAGAAAUACCAAUUUAAUAGAUGCAAAUCAAAUUGGCUUACAAGGAGCCUGGUGAAUAGGUGGUGGAAUCCCUAUGGAUAGAGUGUCUGCCAGCAGACUGUUGCUGGUGGCUCUCUGUUGACUUCAAAAUGGUAUUAUGCUACACCUCUGAGCUCAAGGUUAGUGCUGCAAAAAUGUGCCUGUUUGAGCACAGCUGCUCACUGGCUCUUUCUGCUUACAUUUUUUGGGGGGGCUUUACGCAUUUGGUAAAUUUUUAAACAAAGUUUCUACAAAAAGUUGACUUUUUUAGUUUUUGUUUAAGGAGUGUAUACUUUGCCAUGCAGUAUGUAAUUGCCAUUAUCCCCUGUAUUUCUUUGCCCAGUGGUGUACAGUUUUAAGACCUCUGCUUUCAGAAUACCUUGAAAAUGGGCAGAUUAGAAAUCAUUCUGCUGUAGAUUCUCUUCAUGUAGAAGUUCGGGUUAAAAGCAUCUCUAACUGCUGCAUCUCUCUUCACUUGAAAUCUUUCUUGCCAGUGUUGUGUGGUAGGAGGGAGGGGGAGGCUGGAGCAAAAGGAGAGCGAUCAUUAGUGUUUAAAAACAAAACCUGGAUCUAUAACACUGAAGCGUGGAUAUGUGUGAUGCAUGAGAAAAUUUUGGGCCCCCAGUGCUAGUGCUGACAGCUUUCAGAUCAAACAGCCGGCACACCGGAGCACUUGCAGGAGGAGUUUGGAAGCAUGGCUGCUUCACUGCCAGCAUCACUGCUUGUAGUGAACCUCUUCCCUAAAGUUACCUUGGUAAUGUCAGAGUCCCAGCAAUUCACAGAACUACUCUUUCCUUCCUUCUGCCUGUCACUUAAUCUGCUUCUGAGAUAAGAACCAUUUGUCUAACACUAAUACUUAAUUUAAGACAGACAUGCAUUUGUGUGGUUGUAUUCCAAACCAAUAAUUGACCUAUUUACAUCUUCAAUGUGGAAAAGAUUUUAAGAACAAAUUCCCAUAUAAAAAUCUCACCUCUAGUCAAGGCAGUUGACUUUUAAAUGUAAAAACAAAAACAAAAAAAAAGAAUUCCAAACACUUAACACGUUCUGCUUCAUAACAAAAUAAAUUUAUGGAUAUGGUAUUUUGUGAAUGAUCUUUUAAAUAAAAGAAAACAUUAAGUAAUAUUUAA